AAUUCGAUUUAUCGAUCACAAAUGAGGAAUCUUGCAAGGAAAAUGGUCUUGGAUCGUUUGAUGGCGAUGCGAAUUCGAUGGAAAAGAUUCCAUUGAAUGGUAUUGAGGAUGAUACGAUUAAGACUGAAACGAGUGGUGAGAUUAAAGUGGAGCUGGAUAAUUUUAGUGCUGUUUGGGAAAGGGCAGAGGCGGAUGAUUCAAAGGAACAAACGUUGGCGAUCAAAAAUGUUUCGUUGAGUGCCAAACCAGGACAACUGGUCGCAAUUGUGGGUCCGGUGGGAAGUGGAAAAUCCUCAUUGGUGUCAUCAAUUCUGCACGAGACUGAGCAAGUUGGUGGAACCAUUAAAGUGAUGGGUAGAAUAGCGUAUGUAUCGCAGGAUGCGUGGAUAUUCAAUGGAACGAUACGAGAGAAUAUUCUGUUUGGAAAGGUUUAUGAGGAGGCAAAAUACAACGAUGUUAUUCGAAUGUGUGCACUGGAUAAGGACUUGAAGCAAUUCUCGAAUUUGGAUGAAACACUGGUGGGCGAUCGUGGUCAUUCGUUAAGCGGUGGUCAAAAAGUGCGGAUAGGUUUGGCGAGGGCGAUUUACUCGGACGCCGAUAUCUAUCUG
Molecule: messenger RNA, 608 nt
Organism: Anisakis simplex (herring worm)
Lineage: Eukaryota; Metazoa; Nematoda; Chromadorea; Rhabditida; Anisakidae
Source: the annotation of a GenBank genome assembly